AGAUCUGCAAAGCCAACCCAAGUUCGCGGGAGGAUCUCAAGCUGGUUGGCGGCGAGAUUUACGCUCUGCCUGAGAGCUCUACUUGCAUCCCCUGUUGCAUUCACCAUGAGCCAAAGCUUUGCUACCCUCUUUCGGUCGUCGGGAUUUGCGGCGCUCGACUCUACCGGUCAGCAGGCACUGAAAACACCGUUUAGUCAAAGAGGCGCUGGAAACUGGGGCCUCAAACAUGACCUACCAAAGAAUACCCAAAUUCACUACGUGCAAGUCUCACAGCAUGAUCAUCCUUGGACGAAAGCUCCCAAGUACAAGUCCGCCUCUGAUCGGGUCAGACUCUUGGAACGAUGGAACGAACUCAUGCCGGCCGUUGGGGAGAUUCCACCUGCGAGAGCAGAGGCAAUGAAUUCAUUUGCAAGAGAUCCCGAAGCACGUCUGGAGACGGUAAAUGGAAAGGCUGCGGACUGGACGCCGAGGCCCCAGCACGUGGCGAAAAUGACACCAGCGGAAUGGGCGGAAAAGGUGGCAGAAGCACGACGCCGACGAAAAGAGUUCAACUCCCAGUCGUUUGAUCGCGGGACUUGGACAGAGUUCCUCAAUGUUACCGGACCGAUCGAGGGAACCUACGCCUCAGACACUCCCGUAGGUGUGCCGGUACAUCCACCGACAUAUCGUAUCGCCAAGGAAGAGAGCGAGAAACCUGUGAAGGGCCGACUCUUGAAUACAGUUUCCUUCGCGGCGAGAGGGAACCAGCAUUGGGCUAUUGGUGUGGGUGGAAUAGUAGCUUACCUGCACAGGGGCCAGCAACCAGGGGAAAAGAACAACGAGUUCAGCGGACAUAAGGCAGACAGGAAUCCACUAAUGAAUUUCGUAGUAGAACAUGCACAGUUUGACGAGUUUGGACGGCCUGAGGUAGUCUUGGGAUUCCCUCCUGAAAAUUCGCUGAAGCAGCAAAAGGUCAAGCGAGAUUCCAUGAGCCUUUUCUCUCAAGCUUCCUCGAAUGCAACUCCCAGCGAGCCCCCAACAAGUAGCAGCAUUCUCAAUAUUCUGAAGGCAAUGCAAACUGGAAAGACAACCCCCUCCCGUAAGGGAGGCUUUUCCUUCAAGCCGUCGGAGAGAGAUGAGCCAGAUAAUAAAGAAUGAGAGCACCUUAUAGAAUGCGGUCUGACAACUGGCGGGGAUAGACAUCUGUAAUAUCAUUUGUGUACAUUGUUAUCAUGAAAUACUCCUUUGCAUCUUAUUUCCAUCCUCUUGUGCUGCGCCAACAUGGCAGUGAUGUACGUUCCGUUCCAGCUAAACUCGUGUCCGCUAGUAAUAAGGUCAAUAAUGAAAUCAAUUUGGAAAUGC
Molecule: messenger RNA, 1341 nt
Organism: Spizellomyces punctatus DAOM BR117
Lineage: Eukaryota; Fungi; Chytridiomycota; Chytridiomycetes; Spizellomycetales; Spizellomycetaceae
Exons: 1
Coding region: 106-1137 (343 amino acids)
Source: RefSeq, a predicted model, not a curated record